AUGCGCAAACGCCGCACCAUCCUCGUCGUCGGCGACUCCUUCUGCGACGUCAACGCCGGCCCACUGCCGCGCCUCCCAGAGUGGGGCCGCAACGUCGUCUCGCCAGAGCGGAUCCUAGCCCAGCCAGGCGGAGCCGCGCUCAACGUCGCCUGCAACCUGCAGCGGCUCCGAGGCGACACCGCUCUCUACUCGGGCAUCGGCCGCGAUGCGUUUGGCGACUUGCUGCGCGUCCACCUCGACUCGCUGGGCUUAACACUGGCCUGGGACGUAGCGGCGGACUCGGACGAGGACGCGCCGACCGGCGUCUGCAUGGUCCUCUCCGGCCCAGACGACCGCGCCUUCUGCUCCCACUUCGGCGUCUCGGACGCCUUUGACGCGUCCGCCCUCGUCGCCGACGGCGCCGCCUUGCUCCGGCGGUUGGGGCCUUGCCAUGUCCACUGCGCGGGCUACUUCUCCUGCGCGGCGCUGCGGAAGACUCUCCCUCGGCUGCUGCUGGCGGCGCGAGAGGUUGGCGCCACGACAAGCCUCGACACUAACAACGACGCGAGCGGACAGUGGGGCGCCGUGGACGGCCUGCCGCCCUCGCCCGGCUGUCACGGCAGGUAA
Messenger RNA from Emiliania huxleyi CCMP1516, 606 nucleotides. RefSeq lists its product as hypothetical. The transcript is spliced from 6 exons. Lineage: Eukaryota; Haptophyta; Isochrysidales; Noelaerhabdaceae. Bases 1 to 606 code for a protein of 201 amino acids. The record is from RefSeq and is a predicted model, not a curated record.